This is a messenger RNA of Xenia sp. Carnegie-2017, 1666 nucleotides long. RefSeq names its product GDP-Man:Man(3)GlcNAc(2)-PP-Dol alpha-1,2-mannosyltransferase-like. Gene Ontology annotation, cellular component: endoplasmic reticulum membrane. Bases 551 to 1537 code for a protein of 328 amino acids. The transcript has a single exon. The record is from RefSeq and is a predicted model, not a curated record. Gene Ontology annotation, molecular function: GDP-Man:Man(3)GlcNAc(2)-PP-Dol alpha-1,2-mannosyltransferase activity. Gene Ontology annotation, biological process: protein N-linked glycosylation. Lineage: Eukaryota; Metazoa; Cnidaria; Anthozoa; Malacalcyonacea; Xeniidae.
UUCACCAUUUCAAUUGGAUUAAUUCUUUACGUUAUUGUGUUACUACUUUAGACUUUCUUGGCUGAGUAAAAAUGAUUUGGCAUUUUAAAUUGGCUUUUGUUGCGAUUGUACUCUUGUCGUGUUGUUUACUGUUUAUAGCCGCUGCAAUUUUGAUUGUUAUCGCUGCUAGAUGGUUUGUCAGCAAACGUGGAAGAACAAAGAUUGAAACGCUACCUACUAAUGACUUAAAAUCUUCAACUUCUUCUAAAACCAUUGCAUUUUUUCAUCCGUAUUGCAAUGCCGGUGGUGGAGGGGAAAGGGUUCUCUGGACAGCAAUACGAGCACUUCAGAGGAAUAUUCUCAUUUAAAGUUUGUAAUUUACACUGGAGAUGGUCAUGUCACUGGAGAUGACAUAUUAAAAAGAGCAAACGAACGAUUUAACAUAUCUUUAAAACAAUCUGUGAAGUUUGUAUUUCUUGAGAAACGUGAAUGGGUGGAGGCUCGUCAUUAUCCUUUUUUAACGUUACUCGGGCAAAGUAUUGGAUCUAUUUAUCUUGGCUGGGAGGCACUUAUGAAAUUUAAUCCAGAUAUUUAUAUUGAUACAAUGGGUUAUGCAUUUACCUUGCCACUUUUUAAAUACAUUGGCAAAUGUGAUGUGGGUUGCUAUGUUCAUUAUCCAACAAUCAGUACAGAUAUGUUGUCAAAAGUUAGUGACAGAAGAGCAACAUAUAACAAUGCAUCAUUCAUAGCUAGAAGUAAAGUUUUAAGUUAUCUUAAACUAUUAUACUACAAACUGUUUGCAUACGUCUAUGGAUUGGCCGGGUCAUGUGCUGAUGUUGUCAUGGUGAACUCCUCAUGGACCCUGGAACACAUUAGGACACUUUGGGGAAAAGAUGUAUCAACAGUAUUUCCGCCUUGUGAUACAAGAGCUUUUCUCAACAUUAAGAGGAAAGAUGUUGAAUUAAAAUUGAUAAUUUCUAUUGGUCAAUUUAGACCUGAAAAGGAUCACGCAUUGCAAAUAAGAUCAUUUGCUAAAUUCCUACAAAAAAUAUCUAAUGACAAACGUAGGUGCUAUAAGCUUGUUUUAAUUGGUAGUUGUCGUAACGAAGAUGAUUCUAAACGUGUUGGUAGUUUGAAAGUUUUAGCGGCUCAGUUGAACAUCAAUGAACAUGUGGAGUUUGCAUUAAAUGUCACAUUCAAAGAAUUAAAAAAUCAUCUUUCAAUGGCUACAAUAGGUUUACACACCAUGUGGAAUGAACAUUUUGGUAUAGGUGUUGUUGAAUGCAUGGCUGCUGGGGUUAUUACUCUUGCACAUAACUCUGGUGGACCUAAGAUAGAUAUUGUCACAGAAUGGAGAGGUGCACCUACAGGUUUCUUGGCCGACUCUGAGGAUUCUUAUGCGACAUUGAUGUAUGAUAUUUUCUCAAUGGGUAACAAUGAAAAAACAGAGAUGAGAAACAGAGCAAGAGAGUCAGUUGAAGCCCGCUUUUCUGAAAAAGCUUUCGAAACUAGAUUUAUCAAAUGCAUGAGUGCAGUCAUUGAGGAAAGUAAAGAUUGACGUUUUGAAACAGAGAGUAAAAAAUAUAGCCAUGGCACAACAAUCUUUAAUGUAUUAACUAUACAUAGCUAGUUAUCACAGUGCUAAAGUGUGACAUGAAUAAUAAUAAAUUGAAUUUUAAAAUCACAA